Molecule: messenger RNA, 1945 nt
Organism: Amphibalanus amphitrite
Lineage: Eukaryota; Metazoa; Arthropoda; Thecostraca; Balanomorpha; Balanidae
Exons: 2
Coding region: 2-1042 (346 amino acids)
Source: RefSeq, a predicted model, not a curated record
CAUGCUCGGUUUCCAUUGGCGGGACUGCGCAUACGUGGACCUUUGCCUUCCUAUGGGCUGUGCCAGCUCUUCCCAAAUCUUCCAGUCCGUCAGUGAUGCGCUCGUCUGGAUCGCGCAGAACAAAUUCGGGGCGGGUCCCAUUGUUUCUGUUUUGGACGACUUCCUCUUCAUCGGCGAGUCGCGCGCAGCGUGUCAGCGCUCGCUCGGCGGCUUUCAGGCCAUGUGCCGUGACUUGGCGAUCCCGCUGCGUCGCGACAAGACCGUGGCGCCGUGCCGGUCCCUCACCUUCCUCGGGGUGGUAUUGGACCUUGAGCGCGGCGAGCUGCGGCUGCCAGCUGACAAGCUGGCACGUGCCAGGGCAGGCCUCACGAGCCUGCUGGCCCGCCGGAAAGCGCCCCUCCGCAUGGUCCGUGAAUGCACGGGGCUCCUCAGCUUUGCGUGCACCGCAGUGCCACUCGGUCGCCCGUUCCUACGGCGCAUGUUCGACUUGUGUCGCGGCGUGUCGCGCCCUCACCACCGCGUCACGAUCACCCGGGCGGCCAGACAGGAUAUGCGCGCCUGGCUGCUGUUUCUAGACCGUUUCCCAGGCCGCGCGAUUCUCGCUCACCGGCGCUGGUUGUUGGAGCCGGGUCUUAUCCUGGAGACGGAAGCCUCCAGCUCGGUCGGGCUCGGUGCCAUCUGCGGCGAGGACUGGCUCCUGGGGCCGUGGCCCGCGUCCCUCCGCGAGGCCCCUAUCAGCGUUUUGGAACUAGUGGCUGGCGUCCUUGUGCGCUCAGAUAACUCCGCUGUGGUGGCCUGUAUAACCUCUCAGUCAUCUCGCUCGCCUGCCCUAAUGCCAUGGCUCCGAUUCCUUUUUCUCACCACCGUCUCUCAUAACAUUCUCGUGCGUGCCGUGCACACACCCGGCAUCGCCAAUGCAGCAGCUGACGCCCUGUCCCGCGGUCUUGUGCAGGUCUUCAAGGAGCUCCGCCCGUCCGCAGCAGCCACGCCGACGUCCUGGGACUGGCCGGCCUGCGGCACGCUCUCACCGUUCACCAGCUAGCUGGUGCCGCGCUAGCUCCUGCCACCAUUCGCUCUUAUCGAGCAGUGUGGGACCAAAUCCGCGUUUUCCUCACUCUGCCGCCCACUGCUGCCCUGUUUCCCAUCUCAGUGGCCGACACUGCUGAUUUCCUGGCCUCUCGACACGAGCAGGGCUGUUCCGCUUCCACCCUCGCCGCCGAGGCGUCUGCCAUCUCCUACGGCCACAAGCUAGCCGGCGCGCCGGAUCCCACGGCGGACUUCCGGGUGCGACAGCUGUUAGCGGGAUCCCGCCGGCUACGGCCGAGUGCGGACAACCGCCUCGCCGUCUCCCUGACCGAGCUCGGCGAGCUCUGCGCCGCACUCCAUUUCCUAGGCCUCUCCCCGGUAGACCGUGCUGCAUUCCGUGCCAUCUUUACAUUGGCUUUCUUUGCUAUGCUUCGCCCGGGCGAGGUCGUGCGCGGCCGAGACCUGACCCACACAGUCCGACUCAGCCACGUGAGUCUCGUCGGCCCCCAGCUUUCUCUCACCAUUCCAUCCUCAAAAACGUCGGCCUCCCCGUUCACCACCACGCUUCGAGCCCGGCCUGAUCUUGCCACGUGUCCGGUCGCCGCUGUCCGCGACUACCUCGCGGUCCGCGGCACGGGCCUUCCUGAUGACGCACUGUUUAUCGGCGGCCAUCGCCGCCCUCUGACAUCGCGCGAUCUCACUCGCGUACUUCGCAUGGCGGGCCGUCGAGCUGGUCUCAACCCAGCCCGCCUCUCCGGGCACUGCCUUCGCAUCAGCGGCGCCUCCCACGGCGCCGCAGUCGGACUAACGGAGCCUCAACUCUGCCACGCCGGCCGCUGGUCGUCCCAGGCCGUGCGGCGAUACGUACGGCGGCCGGUCUCCCUCCUUCAGGCAUCCUAAGCGGCGGGUCCCGUCCAAA